UCGAUAUUUACUCGAUUAUUCGACGAGCUAUCACCUUCUUUGUGAGUGAAGUCUUUUCGUCUAACAAAUUAUUUUGAUUCACUAAAUACUAUCAUUGAAAAAAAUAAUUUUUCUGAAAUGAGAAGAGAGAAAGAAAUUAUUUCAUUAUUGUUGUUAUUUCUUAUAAAUCUUGUACGUAGUGAUAUGUUUUGUAGUCUUGUAAAUCGAGAGGAUCCUUGUAUUAAUUUGUGCGAAAAAACACCAUUAUCUUUUACAAAUAGUAAAUAUGUUAAAUCAUGCUGUCAACGAGGUUGUAGAUUCUUUAAUUUAGUGGAUUUACAUUAUGGAUUAGAACCAAACAAUUUAAAUGGUACAAGGGAUGCUUGUGAAGCUUCAUGUACAGAAGCAUAUAUUGCUCCACAAGAUCGAUAUGCAUGUAGUACUGGUUGUGAUUUUAUGGCUAAACAACGUGUUUCAAAUUUAUUGUCACUCUUUUCUGUUGCUGUCUAUAUAGAAGAAGGUGUAGAUUCUAACUUAGUUAUAAUGUCACCUGAUAUACCUGAAAAUGAUAUUUUAAGUGAUCCAGGUUUGCGAAAGGAACUUCUUCCAAGGUGGUGGGAUUUUAAUGGAUUUAAAUUACCACAAACAUAUAUUAAAACUGUUCCAUUAGAUGCUGGGACAAUGGAUUAUGGAGUACCAUCAGACUACUCUGGAGAAAAUGACCAAUCAGCUUCAAUACCUGGAUCUGAUUGGCUUCAAUGUGCUUCAAAACAUAUUGGAUUACCACAUUGGCUUUUAGCUUCUGCUAUUGCAGCAGCAGCAUUGUCUGCAUUUUGGUUAUGUUUGUAUCCAGAAAAACUUACUGAUCCUUAUAAAGAAAUAUUAAUUGAAAAGUCUGAUAUUUCUCCAACAGUUGCAUUAUAUGUACCAGAAGCAUCAUUCCAUAAACAGCCUCCUCCAAAAUAUUUUGAUAAUGUUAAUUCAGCAGAAAUUAAUAUGAAAGUCUAGCUAAAUGUAUAUUAAUUCUAUCUAAUUUUUUUAACAAUUUUGAGAAAUAUUUAAAUUUCUGUAUAUUAAAACAGUUUUUAAUAAAUUCUUUAUAUUAUGUAUAAUAAGUCUUUAUGGAUUGCAAUGAUUAGCAACUGCACAUUCAAUUUUCAAUAAAACUAUUCAUAAAUGAAAAAUAAAGUUCUAAGAAUAUAUAUCUAAAAAUAAAAUUUUAAAAAUUAAUUGAAAUUUUGAAAUAAAAACAAAAAUCAAAAUAAAUAACAAAAUAUUUUCUGGAAAAAGUUUAUGGUGAUAUGAAGAAAUUAUUUUGUACAGAAUAACAUUGUUUUUUUAUAAUAGAAAAUAACAAUUUUUAUUUUUUUUUCAAUAGAUAGAAUAAUUGAAAUCAAUACUGAAAUAAAAUUUGCAAAAUAAAAAAAUGAUGCACAUGUAUAAGACUGCAAAUUAUGUACUUUAUUAGUAAAAAUUAAAAGCUUUUGCAUUUAUUAUAUAUUAAUAUAUUUUUGUACAUCAUGUAUGUACAAAUGUAAAACAAAAUUUAUUUAAAAUUAUGAUUUAAUUGUUUUAGUUUUAUUUUAUUAUUCUUACAUUGGUUAAAUAUUUUAAAUUUUAUUUUUAAUUCAAAAAAUAUUUUUGUUCAAAAAUAUUUGUAUAUUUAAUAUAUACAUAUAAUUUUUUACAUAAUUUAUGUUUAAUAUUAUAUUAAAAUGAAAUUUUCUAAUAUAAAAAUAAUAAAAAUUGAAGUAAAAAAGAAUAUAUUUGUAAAA
This is a messenger RNA of Apis dorsata (giant honeybee), 1754 nucleotides long. RefSeq names its product transmembrane protein 59-like. Bases 118 to 987 code for a protein of 289 amino acids. Lineage: Eukaryota; Metazoa; Arthropoda; Insecta; Hymenoptera; Apidae. The record is from RefSeq and is a predicted model, not a curated record. The transcript is spliced from 4 exons.